Messenger RNA from Cokeromyces recurvatus, 2160 nucleotides. RefSeq lists its product as uncharacterized. The transcript is spliced from 6 exons. Gene Ontology annotation, cellular component: cytoplasm. Gene Ontology annotation, biological process: NAD+ biosynthetic process. The coding region runs from base 1 to 2133 and encodes 710 amino acids. The record is from RefSeq and is a predicted model, not a curated record. Lineage: Eukaryota; Fungi; Mucoromycota; Mucoromycetes; Mucorales; Mucoraceae. Gene Ontology annotation, molecular function: ATP binding; NAD+ synthase (glutamine-hydrolyzing) activity; glutaminase activity.
AUGGGACAUCUAAUCACGUUGGCAACUUGUUCACUUAAUCAAUGGGCACUUGAUUUUGAAGGCAAUCUUAAACGUAUUUUAGAAAGUAUUCGCGUUGCUAAGGAAAGAGGAGCCAAGUUACGUGUAGGCCCUGAACUUGAAGUGACUGGUUACGGUUGUCAAGAUCACUUUUUAGAAGGUGACACAUAUUUACACUCUUGGGAAGUUCUUGCCGAAAUCCUUAAAAGUGAAGAAGCAAAAGAUAUGAUUCUUGAUAUUGGCAUGCCUGUCAUGCAUAAAUCUGUAAAAUACAACUGUCGUGUCAUUAUUGCUGAUGGCAAAAUUGUCUUGAUUCGUCCCAAGAUUUAUUUAGCUAAUGAUGGCAAUUACCGUGAAAUGCGAUUCUUUACUCCUUGGACACCUAGAAAAGUUGAACAGUAUUUUUUGCCUCGUAUGAUCUCAAAAAUAACAAAACAGGUUUUGGUUCCUAUUGGUGAUUGUGUUAUUAGUACUUUAGAUACAUGUAUAGGCUGUGAAACAUGUGAAGAAUUGUUUACACCUGCAAGUCCUCAUAUCAGUAUGGGAUUAGAUGGCGUUGAAAUCUUUACAAACAGUAGUGGAAGUCAUCAUGAAUUACGCAAAUUAAAUACUCGUAUUGAUCUCAUCAAGGCAGCCACAGCUAAAGUAGGUGGUAUCUAUCUUUAUGCAAAUCAACAAGGCUGUGAUGGUGAUCGUCUUUAUUAUGAUGGCUGUGCCAUGGUUGUCAUGAAUGGCGAAGUCAUUGCUCAGGGAUCUCAAUUCUCUUUAAAGGAUGUGGAAGUGAUUACUGCAACCGUUGAUCUCGAGGAUAUCCGUUCAUAUCGAGCACGUGUAGCCAGUCGUGGAAUGCAAGCACAAGCGACCCCUGCUUAUCAACGUGAAGAAGUGAACAUCGCCUUGAGUCAUAGUCAUAUCAAUGAUAACAUUCAUAUCCGACCCACCAAGCCUCAGAGACCCUUUUAUCAUCUUCCUGAAGAAGAGAUUGCGUUGGGACCUGCUUGCUGGCUAUGGGAUUACUUGCGUCGAUCCAAAACUGCGGGUUACUUUUUACCCUUAAGUGGCGGUAUUGACAGUUGUGCUACUGCCGUUAUCGUUGCCUCUAUGUGUCGUUUAGUGGUCAAAGAAUGUCAAGCAGGCAAUCCUCAAGUCUUGGAAGAUGUGCGUCGUUUAGCAGGCGGAGAUGCAAGUUACACUCCUAAUGAUCCACGUGAAUUUGCUAAUCGUAUCUUCUAUACUUGUUAUAUGGGAACAGAGAAUUCAAGUAGCGAGACACGCAAACGUGCAAAGGAUUUAGCUAAAGUCAUCGGCAGUUAUCACACAGAUCUCAACAUGGAUAGUGUCGUUAAGUCAAUUCAUGGUUUGUUUACGUUAGUCACAGGCAAGAUGCCCAAGUACAGAGUCCAUGGUGGUUCUGACACAGAAAACUUGGCUCUUCAAAAUAUCCAAGCACGUUUACGUAUGUUGCUUGCUUAUCUAUUUGCUCAACUUUUGCCAUGGUGUCGUUCUAUCAAGGGAGGUCUGUUAGUCCUGGGUAGUGCCAACGUUGACGAAAGUCUUCGUGGCUAUCUUACUAAAUAUGACUGCAGCAGUGCAGAUGUAAACCCUAUUGGUGCUAUCUCCAAACAGGAUCUUAAACGCUUCAUUGCUUAUGCUCAACAUACCUUUGAUAUGCCUAUCCUUGGUGAUUUCCUAUCUGCUGUUCCUACUGCUGAGUUAGAGCCCAUUACAGAGACUUAUGUACAGUCUGAUGAGGCCGAUAUGGGCAUGACUUACGAUGAUCUCUCACGCUAUGGACGUCUUCGUAAGAUUGAUCGUUGUGGUCCUUAUUCGAUGUUUUCAAAACUAGUUCAUGAAUGGGGUGAUGAUAUGAAACCUACUGAAGUAGCAACAAAGGUCAAACGUUUCUUCUUUUAUUAUUCUAUUAAUCGACACAAGAUGACAACUAUCACGCCUUCAUACCAUGCUGAGGCUUAUAGCCCUGAUGAUAAUCGUUUUGAUUUAAGACCCUUUUUAUAUAAUGCUUCCUGGAAGUGGCAAUUUGAUAAAGUAGAUCGACUUGCUGAAGAGUUGGAACGACAAGCUAGUGAAAAUCAAUUGAAUAGUCAAGUUGAUUAAAAUAAACUUUAUGCAGUUCUCUCUUUU